Messenger RNA from Colletotrichum gloeosporioides, 2946 nucleotides. RefSeq lists its product as uncharacterized. Lineage: Eukaryota; Fungi; Ascomycota; Sordariomycetes; Glomerellales; Glomerellaceae. The transcript has a single exon. The record is from RefSeq and is a predicted model, not a curated record. The coding region runs from base 1 to 2946 and encodes 981 amino acids.
AUGAGCUCUUCGCCAUCUGCCGACUUACCACUCGGUCGGAUACUUGACGACGUAUCAAAUCUCCAACCCUUUCAAUAUGCCCCACUUCCAACAUCUACAAGUAUUCGACUCAUUGAGAUCCUGCCCUCGACCACAGGCGCCAUUCGGUGCAGAAUGACGACGGUAGAUCUCGGCGAGCAACCUCCGUACGUCUGCUUAUCUUACACGUGGGGCAGCCCGACAACCAUCAACGAGGAGCCAGCGCCUGAACCAGAAGAAUACAAAAACCCAGAACACUUCAUCAAGCUCCCGUUCGUGUUCGAGUCCAAGGGACCAAGCGGUAUCACGAUACACAACACCGACUAUGCCAUGAAAUUUUACGUCGAGAGACACCCAUGGAUUCCCCGAAUGAGACUCGACACAGCUCCAAAGGAACAGCAGCCGAUAGAAAUCAACGGCAGACUGGUCUAUGUGCAGGAAAAUCUGUAUUGCUUUCUCAAGGAGUAUAUUUCUUGGAAGCUUGGGUUGCAGAACGGGCCAGAGGACGGAGAAGAAGCGGAUGAGAAUCAACGCGAGCUCUUCAUGAAUCCCCUCUGGAUCGAUGCACUAUGUAUUAAUCAGGAAAACCUAGACGAGAGAGCGUCUCAAGUGCAGUUAAUGAGAUCGAUCUUUCGAGGCGCAAAGAGGGUUCUGGCUUGGUUGGGGCCUCCGGAUGGAUUGACCGAAGACGCAAUCGCAGGCCUUGGAAUACUUUACAUGUCCGACCUUGGUACUUGCGAAGGGGGGAUGACACUUUCGGAUAUACCCGGGAUGGAUCUUGUUCACUGGUUCGCCGUCUUUGCGUUUUUCCAACGUUCUUGGUUCCGGCGUGCGUGGGUUACUCAAGAGGCAGCUUCAUGGCGACAGAACGUCAUCACCGUCAUCCACGGCGGGCGUCUGCUUCUCUGGGAGUGGAUCUGCAUGAUCAGCGAAAUGUUGAAGAAGUCCGGGCUUCAACAGGAAUUGCUCAAAUUCGGAUACAACUUCCUCGACGGCGAGCCCUUGUCGGACAAUGUGCGUCAGCUUCGAAAGCUAUAUGCGUUUGGCGACGGAGUUAGCGAGGACGUCAACACUGACGACUUUAUAAACAUCCACGGAAGGGCGAGUGAGGGCAUGGACGGCCUGUCUUUCACAAACGCGAUCUGGAGCCUUGUGUUUCGUCUUCGGAAGGAUAGAGAGAGAAUGUACAUGGAAGUUCCUCCUCUUCUGCGCGUCUUAGGCUUGUUUCGAGGUACAGACGCAACCGAUCCGCGCGACAAGGUUUUCGCCUUUCUCAAUAUCGCCUCAGACGCAGAUCAACUGGCUUUGGUACCGGAUUACAAGGCCAGCGUACAGAACGUCUUCAGGAAAACUGCCGAGGCAAUCUUGAGAACGACAAAGUCGCUGUCUAUCUUCUCACAGGUUCAAGAGCCCUGCGACACACAAAUUCCUCAUUUGCCCGGGUGGGUACCGGAUUUCAGCGCCAGGCUGUCCUGCACGCCGCUCGAUACAGGAGAUGACGACGUGCCGUUCUGUGCUUCAGGGCCUGACAGCGAAGCAUGGUUCGAAAUCCAUGAUGACGAUACGAUCGAGGUCGAGACUAUCGAGCUGGAUUUCAUCAUGACAAGCGAGAUGGCUGGCGACAAUGCCGAAGACCUACUCCUGUGCGUGUUAAAAUCAAUGCUCAGAGUUCCGCACCGAUACCCAAUUGGGAGAUUUGAGAUACAGCAGGUUGGUGUGCCUGCUGAAGACCAGAAUGUGUCGCAACAAGCUGAGCCAACAUCUUCGCAAGACGCACAAGCGAGUACCAAUGUUGUUUUGCCGCGCAAGGACACUCAGGGGUUCCACAGUGAGCUGCCUGACCCGAAUACAGUCGAAAGCUUGCAAGAACCCACUCUGCAUCAACCAAUAUCGCAAAACAAGCAGCCAGUCUAUUCCAACUCUGUCAAUGAUGAUUCCGUAAUCCUUAACGAGGGGGGCACAGUCGGCGCCAAAGCUGAGCAAAGCCUCAAUGACAUCGGGUCAGAAACCCCACACCCUAAUUCGAGCGAGGACGCAAUAGAAGAAGCCCAGGAGUCAAAUUUGAGCGGGAGGCAGACACCGUACGAGAUACGGCCCGUCACUCGGAUUGAAGCUAUGUGGCGAACGUUAGUCGGAGACAUGCUCCCUAGCUCAAGGAUAGGCUUCAACCCUGACCCGAGAAAGUUAAUGACCCAUCCAGCACCACCUUCUCUCGGGUACGGACUCUCUAACUGGAUCGAGGCCGGCAUUCUUGAGAUGUGGUAUCUAUGCCAAAACUUCGGCGCAAACAGCCAAGUCACGGGCGCUGCUUGGCGGCGUGUCCUGACGACACUCUCUGCCUAUGCCGCAAUCUACCGUGAGCGACACAUUCCUUUGACGAGAGAAACAAUUGAGUUCAGUCUUGAAGCGGACACCAUCGAAGACCUAGCUGCGCAGGAGGACGAAGAGGAGAGCUGGGUUGGCUUUGCUCUCAGCAGUCAUAAAUUCUUCCCUCGGGCGUCCAGGCUUAGAAGACUCUUGAACGGAACAAAACCGGCAGGCGACCUUCGAGGUUAUGACGGUGACCCUCAAGCAGCCAUAAAUGGACAGUGGAGGGAACACGCGUUGAAAAACUUUACCAAGGAGGAAAGAGAAGACAUAGACUCUUUUGAGAAAAGGAUGAAAGUCAUGCUCAAAGGCAAAAGAUUGUUCACGACAAGGUCAGGCCUUCUAGGAAUUGGGCCUCGAUCCUUGUUUCAGGAGAUGAACUGCGUUUACCAAGUGCAUAUCAUGAAGGGCGCCAAAGUUCCGUAUGUUCUCGCGAGCUACGAUGACGGAACGUACCGGUUGAUUGGUGAAGCCUAUGUACAUGGGGUCAUGAAUGGAGAGCUGCUUGAGCACAUGAGCAAUCUACCAUGGUGCAAGUAUGAAAGAAUUCGGCUUAGAUAG